GAGCCUGCUUGGCUUUGUUUGUUUGCUUGGUUUUGCUACCCAGGAUUUGACCUUCAGCAGCCAAGCGCCGGAUCCUUCCACCAUUCAUUCCUCCGGCUGGGCGCCUCCUCUGCCUUUCCCCCCUCUGCAGCUUGGGAAGAGGAGGCGAAGAAGGGAAGGAGAAGCCAAACAUCCAAGCAAGAGAGAGAGACACACACACGCGCGCACACACAGAGAGAAACCCGGCUUUGGAAUCCGCCGCCAGGAUCUCUCUCGAGCCUCGCCUCGCCUGGGUUGUUUGUUGUCGGCGUCGUUUGCAAAAGGGAGGCGCCUGGAGAGAGGGAUUCACUCCGUAUUUAUUUGGCGUCUUCUGUCUUUAUUUUUUCAGAGGGGGGUGUCUGUCAUCCCUUUGCUCCCCUCUUCCUCCCUCCUCUUUCAUAUUUGGGAAGGAGCCUGGGAAAAAAGGAGGGGGAGACACACACACACACAGAGAAAGGGAGGCCAAGCCUUUUGCGCGCCGCGUCCCCUCCCUCCAUUCAUCGCCAUUCCGCAUUUGGGAUUGCCAACAAAACGCCUCCAACCGAAGAGAAACAGGAAAAGGAGCCUUGAGAAAGGGGGUUCGGACCCUUUGAAGGACGCUUCAUCCAUCCCUGGGGCAAAAAAAUUACAAAGACAGAGAAAGGCGUCAGAAAGAGAGGGAAACGCACCAAACCUCUCCAGAAACAACAACAACAAGAGCCUGCCUUCCACCUUACAAUUGGAAGAAAUAUUGGAUUGAUUCUGUUUUUCACCCUCCAUCCUUUUCCUGCAUUUCUGCUAAAGGCUUUUGGGAUUUUUUGGCCUUUUUGGAGGUUGUUUUGAAAAGGAAAAGGAAGGAGAAGCCGUGCGUAAAAGCAGGAGGCCCAUUGCGCACAGGAGCAAAAGACCAAGCUACAGCCGUCCUCGGCUUGGAGGCGGCGAAGAGGGGCUCCGUGUUUGUGUUUUUCCUGUUUGUUUGUUUAUUUGUUUGCUUGUGGGGGUGGGGCGGGAAAGGCAAGCCCGGCAGGAAGGAGGAGGAGAAGGAGAGGAAAAAAGAUGGAGGUCGAAGAUGCGGACUGUUUGCUCCAACGUGUGACAUGUUUGCUGCUCCUGGAUGACUGCAGGCGAGGCUGAGGCGCGCACAAACGCCAAUCUUUCCUCCUCGGAAGAGAAAAGGGGCGAAGGACCCCUGUGUUGCCUCCCCAAAAGACUCCUUCCUCCCUUCCCUCCCCCCAAAAGUGGGGGACCCCGAUAGAGGCAAGAACCAAGCGGGGAGGGAAACAUCCAAGCCGUUUUUAGGACUCCAAAACGCCUCUCUUUCCCUCCUUUCCCCACAAGGAGGAUUUGGCUUUUCCCCUCCCCACGAAGAUCCUUCUUUUUGGGCAGGGGAGGGGAAGAAGAGUCCACGACUUCUCUGGAAAUCUGUACAUAUUUAUUAGUAUUGUUAUUAUUUUCUCCCUCUUUUUGGACUUCCCGAAGGCCAGUUUUGUUCCCAACCCAGAAGGACAAAAAAGAGGAAUGAAGUCUGGCGCUGGAGGAGGGUCCCUGACCUUAUAUGGGGGGCUUUUGGUGAUCUUGACCACGUUUUGCUUCGGACCAGCAAAUGGAAAAAUCUGUGGGCCAAACAUCGAUCUCCGCAACAGCAUUGAGCAGCUCAAAGAGCUGGAGGACUGUACGGUGGUGGAAGGGUACCUCCGCAUCCUGUUGAUCAACCAAGGCGAGGAUUUCAGCAACAUCCGCUUCCCGAAGCUGACCAUGAUCACGGACUACUUGCUGCUCUUCCGGGUGGCCGGCCUGGAGACCCUGAGCGACCUCUUCCCCAACCUGACCGUCAUCCGGGGCCGGAACCUCUUCUACAACUAUGCCUUGGUCAUCUUCGAGAUGGCCAACCUCAAGGAGAUCGGGCUGUACAACUUGAGGAACAUCACCCGGGGGGCCAUCCGGAUCGAGAAGAACUCGGACCUGUGUUACCUCUCGACCAUCGACUGGUCCCUCAUCUUGGAUGCCGUCUCCAACAACUACAUCGUGGGUAAUAAGCCGGCGAAAGAGUGUGGAGAUUUAUGCCCGGGAACGGCGGAGCAGAACCCGCUGUGCGAAAAGACGUUGAUUAACAACGAAUACAGCUACCGCUGCUGGACGUCCAACCACUGCCAGAAAAAGUGUCCCAGGUCUUGCGGCAAAUACGCUUGCACCGAACAGAACGAGUGCUGCCAUCCCGAAUGCUUAGGGAGCUGCACCGUGCCGAACAACAACACGGCAUGCGUGGCUUGCCGCAACUACUACCACGACGGCGCGUGCGUGCCCACCUGCCCUCCCAACACCUACAAGUUUGAGGGCUGGCGCUGCAUCACCAAGGAGAACUGCUCCCGAAUCCUGCUUUCCCCGGAGAGCCUCGAGUACGAGAGCUUUGUGAUCCACGAGGACGAGUGUGUGCAGGAGUGCCCUUCUGGGUUUAUACGCAAUGAUACCCAAAGCAUGUUCUGCAGCCCUUGUGAAGGUCCUUGCCCCAAAGUGUGCGCGGACGAGAAAACCAUCACCAUCGAUUCCGUCACGUCAGCACAGUCCUUGAAAGGAUGCACAGAAAUCAAAGGGAACCUGCUUAUCAAUAUCCGUCGGGGCAAUAACAUUGCUUCUGAACUGGAGAACUUCAUGGGCCUGAUCGAAACCGUGACUGGCUAUGUGAAGAUCCGCCACUCGCAUGCUCUGGUGUCUCUGUCUUUCUUGAAGAAUCUACGGUAUAUUAAUGGAGAGGACCAGCUGGAAGGGAAUUACUCCUUUUACGUCCUGGACAACCAAAACCUGCAGCAACUGUGGGACUGGAGCCACCAUAACCUGACCGUCAAGGAGGGGAAGAUGUACUUUGCGUUCAAUCCCAGGCUCUGCGUUUCCGAGAUUUACCGCAUGGAGGAGGUGACUGGAACCAAAGAUCGGCAAAACAAAGGCGACAUCAACCCGAGGAACAACGGGGACCGGGCCUCCUGCGAAAGCCACAUUCUAAAAUUUGUUUCCAACACUACAAUGAAGAAUCGGAUCAAGCUCACUUGGGAACAGUAUCGCCCUAAGGACUAUAGAGAUCUGAUCAGCUUCACUGUGUAUUACAAAGAAGCGCCCUUUCAGAACGUGACGGAAUAUGACGGGCAGGACGCCUGCGGCUCGAACAGCUGGAACAUGGUGGACGUGGACCUGCCUCCCAAUAAAGAGGACAAUCCGGGGAUUUUACUGCAGGCACUGAAACCAUGGACUCAGUACGCCAUUUAUGUCAAAGCCGUCACUCUGACCAUGAUGGAGAACAACCACGUCCACGGAGCAAAGAGUGAGAUUGUCUACAUCCGAACUAAGGCUGCAGUGCCAUCCAUCCCUCUGGACGUCAUAUCCGCAUCCAACUCUUCCUCUCAGCUGAUUGUGAAGUGGAACCCUCCCACUUACCCCAAUGGCAACCUCUCGUAUUACAUUGUCCGGUGGCAACAGCAGCCCCAGGACAAUUAUCUGUAUCGGCACAGUUAUUGCUCCAAAGAACGAGUUCCGAUCCGGAGGUAUGCUGACGGCACCAUCGAUACCGAAGAAGCCACGGAGCCCACCAAACCUGAGGGCUCAGGGGGAGAGAAGGGGCCUUGCUGCGGCUGCCCAAAGACGGAGGCAGAGAAGCAAGCCGAGAAGGAGGAGGCCGAGUACCGAAAGGUCUUUGAGAAUUUCCUCCACAACGCCAUAUUCCUGCCCAGACCGGACCGGAAACGGAGGGACUUGUUCCGAAUUGCAAACACGACUUUUGCCAGUAAGAACAGGACCGCAGCCGCCCCGGAGCACGUGACCAACGCGUCCGAUGCCGAGGAGAGCGAAAUGGAGUUUCCUUUCUCUGAAAGAAAAGUGGAAGGCCGGGAGCGGACUCUCAUCUCCCAUCUCCUGCCCUUCACGCUCUACCGGAUCGACAUCCACAGCUGCAACCACGAAGCCGCGCUCCUGGGCUGCAGCGCUUCUAACUUUGUGUUCGCACGAACGAUGCCUGCAGAGGGAGCGGAUGACAUUCCAGGACCAGUAACGUGGGAAGGAAAAGAAGAAAACACAAUAUUUCUGAAGUGGCGGGAACCUGUUAGCCCCAACGGUUUGAUUCUGAUGUAUGAAAUCAAAUAUAAACAAAGUGAGGAGAAAGGGUUGUGUGUUUCCAGACAAGAGUACAAGAAACUCGGAGGAGCCAAACUGACGAAUCUGAACCCUGGAAAUGUCACCGUCCGAGUCCAGGCCACGUCUUUGGCAGGGAACGGGUCCUGGACGGAGCCAAUCUCAUUCUAUGUCCAACCCAAGCCCGCGAACUAUGGGAACUUCUUGCAUUUAAUUAUCGCUCUGCCCAUUGCGGUCCUGUUGAUUGUGGGAGGGCUUCUCAUCAUGCUGUACGUCUGUAACAAAAAGAGGAAUAGCGACAGGCUUGGAAAUGGAGUACUUUAUGCCUCUGUCAACCCUGAAUAUUUCAGUGCUUCAGAUGUGUACGUGCCGGAUGAAUGGGAGGUGCCUCGGGAGAAGAUCACCAUGUGCCGCGAAUUGGGGCAGGGCUCCUUCGGGAUGGUGUACGAAGGGAUCGCGAAGGGGGUGGUCAAGGACGAGCCCGAAACCAGGGUGGCCAUCAAGACGGUCAACGAAUCGGCCAGCAUGCGAGAGCGGAUCGAGUUUUUGAACGAAGCUUCGGUGAUGAAGGAGUUCAACUGUCAUCAUGUUGUGAGGCUCCUUGGUGUCGUGUCCCAAGGCCAACCCACAUUGGUCAUCAUGGAGCUCAUGACACGCGGAGACCUGAAGAGUUACUUGCGCUCCCUUCGGCCGGACACAGAGAAUAACCCAGCGCAUACUCUUCCGGCCCUGAAGAAGAUGAUCCAGAUGGCUGGCGAGAUUGCUGAUGGCAUGGCCUAUCUCAAUGCCAACAAGUUUGUCCACAGAGACCUCGCGGCAAGGAACUGCAUGGUGGCCGAGGACUUCACUGUGAAAAUUGGAGAUUUUGGCAUGACAAGGGAUAUCUAUGAGACCGAUUACUAUCGGAAAGGUGGGAAGGGCUUGCUGCCCGUCCGCUGGAUGUCCCCAGAAUCGCUGAAGGAUGGCGUCUUCACAACUCACUCGGACGUUUGGUCCUUUGGUGUUGUCUUGUGGGAGAUAGCCACACUGGCUGAGCAGCCUUAUCAAGGCAUGUCGAAUGAGCAGGUCCUUCGCUUUGUGAUGGAGGGUGGCCUUCUGGAGAAGCCAGACAACUGUCCCGAUAUGCUCUUUGAGCUCAUGCGAAUGUGCUGGCAGUACAAUCCCAAGAUGAGACCGUCUUUCUUGGAAAUCAUCGGCAGCAUUAAAGACGAGCUCGACCCGGCCUUCAAGGAGGUCUCCUUCUUCUACAGCGACGAGAACAAGCCGCCCGAUACGGAAGAGCUUGACUUGGAGGCGGAGAACAUGGAGAGCAUUCCUUUAGAUCCUUCCUCGACCCUCCAGCCUUCUGACAAACACUCAGGACAUAAAGCGGAGAACGGCCCCGGCGUGGUGGUCUUGCGGGCCAGCUUUGAGGAGAGACAGCCGUACGCGCAUAUGAACGGGGGGCGCAAGAACGAGCGCGCCUUGCCUUUGCCCCAGUCUUCGGCCUGCUGACCUCUAGAACCAGGUUUUUUUUGGGUUGCAAACACAUACAUGCAUCAGGAGGGGGGUGGGGGACAAGAGCAAGGAAAAGAAACAUUAACAAUUCAUUCAAAAGCCUACUGUACCUCAGCGGAUCUUCAGAGCUAUCACAGCUCCACACAGGAGAAUCCUCUCUUCAGUUCGAAGUUGAAAUGACGGUUUUUUCCCCCUUCUCUCUCUUUGUUUUCAAUAUGCAAGCAGAAGAUUGUUUCAAGCAAAAGAACUCUUGUUUAAGUGGGGCGCACAGAGAGCCUUCUAAAACUUUUUAGCGUUAAUACUUAAUAGCAAACAGAAAACUUGAUCUGAUGUGUGUCUCCUUUUUCUCUUCUUUCUCUCUGCUUCAUAAUGGGAAACAUAUCUGCGUGAAGUUCAACUGUUGGCACUUUUUUUUUCCAAGGAAAAAGAAAUCACAUCAAAAAUUGCAGGCCGACCAGCUCUCUCUCCGUUCCCUCUGGCAAGCACCGGCCUGACAUUGUAGGCUGUUACAAAAACGAAACAGGAUUCAAAGGAGAGGGGGAAAAAAUUAAAGAAACCAGGCUGGAGAUUUAAUAUUGUUCCUUGACACCUUUUUUUAGGAUCACAUGAAAAAAGAUCAAAGGGCCAUUGUUUGUCCAAGGUUGUAAUUGUUUUCAACGCUGCCAAAUUUUGCCAAAAAGAAAAAAGAAGACAAAGAGAAGAACGUUCUUUUAGGAUUUCUCUUUUUUUUUGCAUAGGCCUGGAAGGAGCAAAAUAAGCAUAUGCUCCAUUUAAAUGAAAUACAGAUCAAUACACUCCAAACAAACACUGACAUUUAAUAAGGUCUAAUUGUCUAAUUUUUUUUGGACUGGACAAAACCUUGGUUGUUUAUUUUUUAAAAUAAAAACAACAACACCACAGUUGAGAACAUAAGAGGCGGAGGCUGAAUAAAUUGCCUGCCUUUACAUUCUGGACAAAACUGGCACUGGUGAGCCAAACCAGAGGGUGGGGGGAAAAUGUGUAUUUUGUGCAGAAAAUUCAACGGCACUCCGAAAGGAAAGAAAGAAAGACAAAACCAGAAGGGAUUUCCAUGAGGUGUUCCUGUUGCCCUUGGCAGGCUUGCAGGACAAACAAACAAACAAACAAAAAACUUAAGACACAAACAUUGAAGAAGAAUAGCCAAUUAAAUGGAUUCAAGCAUCCAACACUUUGUUGACCUUUUUUUUCCUCUAUGUUAUUAUUGAGACUUCAAAAGGGUCUGGCAGUUCUAUGUUAGACCACGGAUCAUUUGCAUACACAUUGUCUUUUUGUGUCACUUUUAUAACUUUUUUACAGUUCAGAUAACUCAUCUAUAUGUCUGUACAGAAAAAGAAAAAAGCUGCUAUUUUUUUGUUCUUUAUCUUUGUGGAUUUAAUCUAUAAGAAAUACUUCAGGUCUACCCCCCCUUCCUUUUCCCCCCUUGCCUUUCUCCCCUCCCCACAUUCCCAAGCAGUUUCUUAUGCUUUGUACGAUAAACGUGUACGGUCUUUUCUCCUUCGCCGACCACCACCACUUCCCCCAAGAUGUGAUACCUGAAAUAUGAUUUGCCAUCAACUGUUUAAUGCCUUUUAUAAACACAUCUCUGCUUGUCUUUUUUUUCUGUUUCUCCCCCACAACCCCUUUCUGCUUUUUUUAUUUAAAAAAAGGUUAUUUGGGGUAAAGCGCUCUUUAUGGAGCGGGAGGGUCUGCAUGGCCGGUUGCGCGUCCGCACCACGUCUGGAUGCGUGUCUUCUUCUCCAUCAUCAUCAUCAUCAUCAACAACUGUACUCUCUUUUCCCUUCUCCUUUGCCCAUUUGGCACCCGUCUCUGUUACAGUGCAAGGUAUGAUGGAAACUCAGGUCGGGGGAAAAAAGUUUUAACUAUUUCGUACAUUCUUACUCAGUGUUCAUGUUCAUAUUGGUGUACAGUAGCCUCGCCCUGCUUUUCCCUUUUUGCCUUCUUUUUUGGGUUGUAUCUCGCAAACGAAACGACCGCACACCUAUGUAUUUUAACUGUUGGGUGCAAAUAGCUGUUGAGUUGCAAAUACCAGACUUUGGGGGGGGUGUCAUUAUUUCUCAAAUAUAACAACAAUAAUAUGAAUGGUACCGAUGACGAUAAUGGAACAUUGUUAACCUUCCACCCGGCAAACAACGCAUGUAUAAUUCUUAGCCAGUGGGUAACUCUACAAGGCCAUGGGCCCUUCCGUGUUUAUCGGGCUCCCGUUGCUCCAAUUCCCAUAUCAGAAAAGAAUUAAAGUUGGUUAUUAUUUGUCAGAAUGGUGGGUGGUUAAGAAAUAACAUGAAGGCAAGCUGCAGAGAAUUUGGGGGGGGGGGGGUCACUUCUUUUGUUGUAUCUCUGACAUUAUGCAGCAAUUUCACUGAGACUCCCCCCCCCCCCAAAAAAAAAGAACCCCAAUAGGGACAUAAUAGCCUAAUUGCAUGCAUUUUAUCAAGAAAGACGGAGCCCUCAGUUUCCAAAGUGAAGGUGCCUUAACGCUUGUUAAUUCACCUGUAGUUACUGCAUGGAAAUUCUGUAUUAGCACUGAACCAACCAAAGUCUGGCAGCAAAGAGGAAGGAUUGUUCUGAGAUGGAAAUAAUGAAUUUAUUCUCUCUUUUUUAUGUGGGAGGGGGUGGGAUUGUUUGAAAAAGAACAAAGAAAUGAAAUAUAACUGCUAGAUGUGACUGGAGAUAAAAAGAAAAUAUAUGUUUGUAGUGCUUUUUUCCCUUUCCUCGCUUGUGUAGCUUCAGUCCCACCAUCUUCUUUUCACCUCUCAUAGUUGUUGUUUUUUUCCCCUUUCUAAAAAAGAAAAAAGAGAAAAAAAGAAAGAAUAAAAAGUAUUCUAUGUAGGAUUUUUUAUUUAUUUUUGUGCUAUCAGUUUAAAUCACUGUAGAGAUACCCCAUAAUAAUAAAUUUUAAAUAACUGAAAUAAGGGUUUUGGAGUUAUGAAAGGGGGACAGUUUUCUUUUUAUUAUUUUUUUCCAAACAUUUAUCUACCUCACUCUUUAUUUUUUUUUGUGUAUAUAUAAAAAAUAUACAUCUCACAUUUCUCAGCAGCCGACAAUAUACUGUUGAAUACUGGUAAUGUUCAUUGUUCAAACCACAUCAUCCUCCGGGUUUUGGAGAGGGGAAGUCACUGCCGAAUCAAAAAGGUCGCUCAAAAAAGCCGGUUAGUUGCUGCUUUACAAACACAUACAUGUGUGCUUUCUCUCUCUCACUGGUGUGUUGAGGGAUGCAAGAAAUUGUCAAGUGUGGAACUAAAAGCUGCUCUGAGUCCUGUUAAAACAGAUGGGCACAAAAAAAAAAAAAAGCCAGUGAAGGCAUGGCCGUGACUUCAAGGAAAUUGGUGCAAUCAAAGCACGCAUUAUCAUCCGAGGUGUAAACACACGUCUCUGCAAUUUUUAAGAAAAAAUAGAUGAGUAUUUGCACAUCUCUCAUGUGACUAAAUUGGGGUGCUCGCUCUCCUAAAUGAGACGGCACCAAAAUGAGACGUUACGGCUAAGUGGUCCAUGCUGCUAAGAAUAAAGGGAUGCUAAGUUUGAUUUUUUGCGGCCAGAUUGAACCGUGAACUAUCUCAAACCACCAACCCAUUCAAUGUGCGUUGUCUGGUUGCUAGGUGGAGCUGCUGCGGUUUCGGCGUGAGCGCUGCUAAGUGUUUAAUUCUGUGCCGGAAACAGCUUCCCUUACCUCUCCAAUGGAGUUUGUAGGCAUUUACCAAAACUGUAACUGACUGAUGAUUGAAUAGAUGAAUUUUCUGAUUCAGUCAGCCACUGAUUUAUGCAUUUAAUUGAUAAAAUACGUGAUUCUAGCAAGUACUCCUUGUGGCAUCAGAAUAAUUGUUAAUUGGCUAAUUUGGCAUUUCAAAACAAAUUGUUGUGGUUACAUACCUCGAAUGUGGCCUUGAAGGGAAAUCAGGGUUGUCUAGUUCUUUCUUUUUGAAUUUUGGAUAUAGCCAGUCCACCAGGCCUGCCUUUGCAUAGUGUCCUUGAUUCUGGCUUUUCUUCUCGGCGACCUUUUUGUCACAGCGGCAGUGGCCUCUCCUCUCUUGCACAUAUUAUUCCCCACAACUGUGGGGUUCCUCAGAUCUCUCAGCUGGCUUAAAGAGGGUUUUCUUUAAAAACUGUCCAAGUUAUUAUUUUUUUAAUUGUUUGUAGAUGGUUUAAAACAUAUUAGGAGAGAACACUAACAUUUGUAGUACCCAUCUGAACACACAUUUCAGAAGCAUUCAAGUGGAAGGCAGUCAUGUGAUUGGAAAGCGGGCUCCUCGGAUAAAUUCAGCCCAUGCGAAAUAAGACCACCUUGACUCUACCAUUCUGUAUUCUGUACUCAUGAUAUCUCUUUUAAAAAUAAUCUAUUUUGGCUUCCACAGCUUUUUUUGUUUUGUUUUGGGAGUGCGUGUGCAUGCACAUGUGUGUGCGUGUCUGUCCCAGAUCUGCCCUACUUUUCCCAUACAGUCCUCUACUGAUGGUAUAUAAUGUAUGUUUAUGCAUGUCAAAAAUUGGGUGCAAGGGACAGAGAAUUUAUUUAACAUUCAGGUUCUUGAUAAGCCUUUGGUCGCCACCAGGUAUAGCUCCCUAGCCAACAACAUAGAAAUCAAUCAGCUUUGGUGAAGGGCAGAAAGUUGAAGGACUUGUUGAGGACCUGAGAAUAGUCCUUCUGCAUCAGACCAAAGGUCCAUCUGGCCUUUCUUCUUGUUUCCUUUGGUGGCCGACCAGAAGCUUCCAGACCAUGAGGGUAGCGGCCUUUCCCUUUUUGUCUUCAGCAAGUGAUAUGUUAUUAAGAAGUAUGUUGUAUCUGAGCCUAGAGGUUCCGUAUAAGUAUCUUGGCCACAAACAUUGAUAAGUCUCCUUUUCUUCCAUGUCUUUGUCAAAUACCCUGUUGAAACUGUAUAAGCCAAUUUAAGUGCAUUCCAUAUUUUCUGUGUCCUGAAUCUACUAUCAGUCCAUUUUAUUGGGUGAUCUGGAGCCACUACCUGUGUCCUGAACACAGUGCAAAUUGUCAACAUCUAAGUGCAGAUUGUAAACAUAGGUUUUCUCAUCACGACCACCUCUGUCUUUUUAUGAACCUCUGUAUCGUUUUCACUUUUCCUCAUAGUGAAUUUGCUCCAGGAUCUAUUUCUGUGUUUUGUUUCCAUUCUACGGCACGUUGAAAUUGUGUUACCGCUUUUGUAUUUCUACCAUAGACUUAAUACCGUAAUUGCAGUUUUACUUUCUUUGUUGUGAAUGACUGCAACCCAUCCACCCCACCUUCUGAUCAUCUCAAAACUAUCCAGAUCAUAUCAGCAUAAGUGUGGAUGGGAUUGUUUGUCCCAAUAGGCCUAACUUUGCAUUGAACCACACUUGCUGUGUUAUCUGUUAGCGCAGUUCGGCUCGGAGGGAUAGUGUUCUUUGGUGGAAUGCUUUGUAGUCAGCUAAGGGUGUUCACCAUCCUCGAAUAACUUGGCAUCAUUCACAAACCUGGCUACCUCAUUGGUGACCCUAUACUCCAGAUCACUGAAGGAUAAGGGCCAUCAGCCCUAGAUCUUCAGGGCCAGUGAAGGGAGGGACUUUGUUAUUUAUAUCUCCCCAUCGAGAAGGCUGCCCUUUGUAUUUGUCUUCUGCUUUUUGUAAGGAAUUGAUCCACAACAGGACAUAGUUAGUGGCCUAAAGCAUCCUUGGCAAAGAGAGGCUUUACCAAAAUGCCUUUUGGAGGUCCAUGCAUGUACUACCUAAUGGAUUAUUUUCCCUAAUGAUAUUUUGGCAGUAAACUAAAACAUUGGCGAGGCCCUUUGCAGAAGCCGUUUGCCUGCUUCUGUUUACAAUCCUGUACAUUGGCUUUGCUGGGACAGAUGUUGGACUAAUGCCCUGUAAUUGCACAUCGACCUCCCCACCCUCUUUACAAAUGCCGAUAGCAGAGUUACCUUGUAAUCUUUUUAAGGGGGUUAAGACAGAAGAAAUGGGGUAGACAGUUUUUGCAUUUAUUUGUCUAUCUCGUUGUCUCUUGUACUGCGAGCGGGGCUCCUGUUUUUGUUACCGUUUUGCAUAAUUAUGUUACAGUAAGCAAUUUCCUCAUCCCUGCAUGUACGCUGUGUGGACGUGGACAAGUUAAAUUAUAACAUAUCAAUUAGCGCAGAACCUUCAUGUCUCAUUGAUUCUGUUUGACUCCGUUUUCUCUGAUGUCCUCCUUUUCCAUAAAGUGGUUCAGGCAAAGAUUGUCACUGUGGGCUUUCAGUGGCGUAUACAGAAAGUGGUUUGGUUAUAGAGGAAGGAAUCCUGAUCCAAAAGUGUUGUUUAUUCUGAUUCGAGUAUUCGGGAUUGUUUUGACGAUGGCGGAGUAUAAGGCAAAGCUCGUUUCCAUCUGCACAAGUGGUUCUUAACCUGUGAGUCCCCAGAUGUUUUGGCCCACAACUCCCAGAAAUCCCAUCCAGUUUAUCAGCUGUUAGGUUUUCUGGGAGUUGAAGGCCAAAACAUCUGGGGACCCACAGGUUGAGAACCACUGAUCUAAGCCUUUAUGAAUGGUUCCAAAUGAAGUUAAGAUUCUCAAAGUUUGUUAGCACUGAUGUUCUUGUUGAUUGAAAAACUAAACCUAGUUAUCCUAGGAUUGGUCACAAGAUGGAACUGCUGUUUCUAUCUCGGGUUGUUUUGUCCAACCCAUGUCUAUAUGAAUCACUCCUCUCAGCAGUAUAAUGUACUUUAUAGUUUUAUUUAACAAAAUCUUUCCAUUCCAGUAGUCAGUGACCUUUUUUUUCUUACUCACUUCCGUGUUUUGCUUCUCAAUAAUGUACUUCAUGGCAAGAAGUGGAGCCAUUGCUGCUUCUGCUGGGUUUGCGUAUAGCAGCGAUGGAUGCCAGAUACUACACUCUUUAAUGAAGAGUUGGCACAAACUUAACAACGGAGUAAGAUCAUUUAGGCUGGAAGUGCUGAAGAUACAGAACACAUCUAAGAUGUUAGGCGACAUCUCAGUUUGGAAGGCUAGAUGAUUCUGAAUUAAGUCCUUUCAAUAAGAUAAAAUAAGGAACCAUUGUGAGGUCCAUCCAAAGUGAAAGAAAGAAGAUGCAAGCAGGGCUGUUCGUAAAUUGGGCGAGAAAGCAGAUACCCUGAUCUAAUAAGACAACAAACAGGUUUACUGAAGUUUAAGAGUUGUUGAUAACUAGUUAUUUGCAGAAUGGAAAUCCAGUCUCCCAGCAAUCCUUUUUCUGUAGAAAUUUGCUCAUGUCUUGUUCACUGUGAUCCCUUCGGUACAUACAGAGCUGCCACACAAAGGGCUUCCCCAUUCACUUUGGUGGAAUAUUAUAGCUUCAUUGGUGUCAACAGGAAGGAAAAAACUUUGUGGAGAGGAGAACAUGCUUUGUGUGUUGAUUGCAUUCUUUGGAAGGGAUUUCUUGACUGAGCCAGCUGACCAUUAUUAAGUGUUGCACGGAUUCCAGAUGUUGUGCAUGCGGAAUGGGUGUGGAUACACGUGUAGCUAUCAUCGUUUCGAUUCUGUACCCUUUUUCUGUUGUCUAGCAAUUCAUUUAACAUUUUCAAUAGGGCUCUUAAGUCCAGUAGAUUACGGGUAGUCAGUUGACAAAAGAUCUGGUUUACAAAAAAACUUAUUUACAUAUUUCAUUGCAUGUUGUAAGUACACAGGAUCAUUUUUACAGGAAAAAAAAACAGUUUGUAAUUCAUAAAUGCCUAAAGGUAAUUUAAUGGCAUCCUCCUCUCUCUGGUGUGUGUGUAUGUGUGUGAGGUUUUCUUUUUUUAGGAGACAGUUGUUCCUAGCUAGCUUUCCAGUAUGGAUCCUGCACCAACUUUUCAAAUCACGGCUCCUUUCUUGCCCCAAACAAACAGUUCUGUAUCUUCAGUAACCUGGUCUUCCAGAGCCCCUUAGAAGGACGGGAUCGUCUUCAACCAGGCGUUUUACUUUCACUGUGUAAGUGUAGGUUGGGAUAAACCUCAUUGGUUAAGGAAACAGAAUCAAGUAUUGCUGCUAAGCAGUGUUUAGUAACAGUGCUAAGUGUGUCUUUUUGGAGGUAAAUAGCACUGGAACUGGUGGGUCUUACUUCUAAGGAAAUGUACUUAGGAUUAGAAUUAGGUUUGUGUUAUUUAAGUAUCUGCUUUAAUGUUUAGGUAGACUGAAGGAUUUGACUGAAAGGCCAUUUUCUGAUCAGAUCACAGAAUUGAGAGACAACUGUGUUUACAGUUUCCUUAUUCUGUCGAAAGAGAAGGCAACGUAGAUUGCAAGCAAGCUAUACAUUUCUGUUUUUAGCAGCAUUAAAGCUUUGUUUUCAGUUACCAUCCGGGGUCCCUAUUUAUUAUUAUUUAAACAAUAUUGAAAAUCCUAUUUUUUCCCCCUUGAAAAAUAAUAGCCACCCAUCUUUACACAAUGGCUUCUGUAUGGUUUUAUUACCUUACAAUAUAUAUAUAUAUAUAUUCUGUUUUCUAAACCAGUGAGGUUUGAGAAGAAAGGACUACCUCUGGGACAGGAAAAACAAUUUAAAAACAACAACAAACAAACCAAACCAAACACCCCCACCCCCAAAAUCCCAUAGAAAGUGCUAUGGAACCGAAUGCAUUUACAAACAUAACAUUUUUUCCAAGUUAUACCUUGUUUAAAAUACAAAGUUUUUUUUAAAAAAAAUUUAAAAAAGAAUAAAACAGUAAUAACACGGCCAAUUUAUUACGUAAAGACUUGCUGUGUAUAAAUUAUUCCUAAAGAAAAUUCCUGUGUUUAUAUUAAAAUGAAUCAGUAGAUGAUGAAAUAAAAAAUUCAAAAUGUUUUUGUAUAUUCUGUUGUAAGAAUUUAUUCCUGUUGCGAUAUAUUCUGGAUUCUUUACAUUAUGAAAAAAAGAACCUUUGUCUAUUUUGAAUGGCUGAAGCUAAGGCUGCUUUAGUUUCUCUUACUCUGCUUUUUUCUAGUAGUUACAGUACUACAUGAUUAAGUUAAAUAAAAAGGAUUCUGUAUGCA
This is a messenger RNA of Anolis carolinensis (green anole), 14530 nucleotides long. It is a transcript of the gene igf1r, whose product is annotated as insulin like growth factor 1 receptor. Gene Ontology annotation, molecular function: ATP binding; insulin receptor substrate binding; insulin receptor activity. The transcript is spliced from 21 exons. Gene Ontology annotation, cellular component: plasma membrane; insulin receptor complex; axon. Bases 1516 to 5607 code for a protein of 1363 amino acids. Gene Ontology annotation, biological process: multicellular organism development; cellular response to glucose stimulus; positive regulation of MAPK cascade. NCBI's taxonomy places the organism in Eukaryota, Metazoa, Chordata, Lepidosauria, Squamata, Anolidae. The record is from RefSeq and is a predicted model, not a curated record.